This is a messenger RNA of Aureobasidium namibiae CBS 147.97, 1071 nucleotides long. RefSeq lists its product as uncharacterized. The coding region runs from base 1 to 1071 and encodes 356 amino acids. The record is from RefSeq and is a predicted model, not a curated record. The transcript is spliced from 4 exons. Lineage: Eukaryota; Fungi; Ascomycota; Dothideomycetes; Dothideales; Saccotheciaceae.
AUGGCAACAUGGAGCAGCAUCUUAUACUUUGUCUCAGGCGCUGCAGGCAUACCAGUCAAUCCUGUAGACUUUCUUUGUAGCUUCAACGCAUUCCGCAAGGCCAUUCCUACCAUCAACACCAUACGCCUGUGCAACCAAUUUGGCAGACGCGAAAACGCUGGACUCACCAAACUUCCAAAAGAGCUCAUCGCCUUGUUCCGCCGGGAAGAAAAAUCUGCAGUCGAUGGAUGGGCCAACGCCUACAAAUGCUUCGAGGGGACUUGUCGUCUGCACUCUCACGUAGAGCAGGUGCGUCCGAAGAUAUUCUCGGACAGCGAGAUCGAGGAUGUCAAGAGGCAGAUCCUAUACAACCACCCAAAGUGGCAAACCAAAGAUGGUGUCGCGUUACCUGAACGCUACCAGGAGCGCUUCGAGGAUGAGGUGGCCUUACAACUCAAUGAGGAAGUGGAUGGUAGACUCUCCGACCUCUGCUUCGAGAUCAAACAUCGAUGGCAGUCCGAUAUUCAAGAGCUGUUGAACAACGAUGCAUGUACAUUGUUACGCAAGCACUUUGGUCUGGACCCCUACAUCAUGCAUGAGACCCUUGACAGCUCCACCAUCAAAUACCUACAGAGAACCGACACGCGCUACUCUUCCAGAUCCAGGCCUGAGAAGACAACUAUAUGUCUCCUCGUCUUGCCAUCCCGGAAUGCACAGUGGAAGACACGCCUCGACGAAUCGUCCGAGGACUUCGAAUACUACCAUGGUGAAUCGGUAAUAUCCAUGCUAGUCGAUCGCAAGUCAUUGAAUCUGACCGAUAAGCACCAAAGACGCUUUGCUCGAGCAUUGUGCAGACUUGCCUUGGAGCCAUCAGUACACCCAUCUCAAUUCCAGAAAGAACUAUCUGCAAACUCUACCAUCGACAAUCCCUGGUCGCUAGAGCAAACCUCCCUGUCUGCCUUAACCAAGAAAGGGUCUGAACAGGACAACGCACAGAGAGAUGCUGUCACUACAAGACGCAUCAAAGAUUUGGAGCAGAGCCAGUGGCCAAAGUUGAUGUUUCUAGCCACUCAAACCAUUUCUGGUCCUUGA